Trematomus bernacchii (emerald rockcod) is the source of this 900-nucleotide messenger RNA. Its product is annotated as UDP-glucuronosyltransferase 2A1-like. The record is from RefSeq and is a predicted model, not a curated record. Lineage: Eukaryota; Metazoa; Chordata; Actinopteri; Perciformes; Nototheniidae. The transcript has a single exon. The coding region runs from base 20 to 649 and encodes 209 amino acids. Gene Ontology annotation, molecular function: UDP-glycosyltransferase activity.
AAGUGAACUUCCCUCUGAUAUGGCAAAUGGGAUUGCUGCAACUUUUGCUAAAUUACCCCAGAAAGUCAUCUGGAGAUAUAAAGGUGACAGACCAGCCACUCUGGGCAACAACACUUUAAUAGUAGACUGGAUGCCUCAGAAUGACCUUUUAGGACAUCCCAAGAUAAAACUGUUUGUGGCUCACGGAGGAACAAAUGGUGUUCAAGAGGCUAUUUAUCACGGAGUACCAGUUGUGGGUCUGCCCCUGUUUUUCGACCAAUUUGACAACCUGCUGCGUCUAAAGGAGAGAGGCACGGCUAAACUUCUUACCAUUCAAACAGUGGACAAAGACAACAACUUGCAGGAUGCCAUCCAGGAAGUCCUGAAUGAGCCCUCCUACAGGUUGAACAUGCAGAGACUCUCCAGCCUGCACAGAGAUCAGCCAAUGAAGCCGCUGGACACCGCCCUCUUCUGGAUAGAGUUUGUCAUGAGACACAAAGGUGCAGCUCACCUGAGAACAGAGUCCUACAGACUGCCCUGGUAUUCCUAUCACUCUGUAGAUGUGAUUUUGUUCCUGGCUGGAGCUGUGCUGCUCGUACUGUUCACUUUUGUGUUUUUCAUCAGGUGUUUGUGCACUAAAAUGUGUAGAUCCAAAAUUAAACGUGAUUAAGCAUUCAAUGGAUAUACAUUGUGCACACUGAAUAUUUUUUUUUUAUCAACUUGAAGAGUAGACUGAAGAAAAUAAUGAUUAACACUCAGUGCAGUAAGUGUAAUAACUCAGGUACAUUUAGGUUGUCCUUUCAAAGUAUAGCAAUCAUAUAAAAGACUGAAUUGGAUCAAAGCAUAAGCAUAUCAAUAUUGACACUUUAUAAAUGAUAUUUAAUUGAAUUUAUAUUUUGUAAAUGUCCCCUCUGUGUGCGA